CUUGAGUCUGAUACACGCACGCGGAAAACUGAAGUGGUAGAGUACAUCGCACCAUUGUAGGGGGCCGGGGGAGAAUCGCUUUUUGCUUGCACUCCUGUACUUUUUGUUGAAGUGUCUCCAAGUAAGCAGCUAGUGCAUCAGGUCAGACACAGAAAAUGAACCUUUUCCAGUCUAUAACGAGUGCCUUGGAUAAUGCCUUGUCUAGAGAUCCAACUGCAGUCAUAUUUGGUGAAGAUGUCUCCUUUGGUGGAGUUUUCAGGUGCACUGUUGGCUUGAGAGACAAAUUCGGUAAAGACAGAGUUUUCAAUACACCUUUAUGUGAACAAGGAAUAGUAGGAUUUGGCAUUGGAGUUGCAGUCACUGGUGCUACAGCCAUUGCAGAAAUUCAGUUCGCUGACUAUAUUUUCCCAGCUUUUGAUCAGAUUGUUAACGAGGCAGCAAAAUAUCGCUAUCGCUCUGGAGAUCUCUUUAAUUGUGGAAGUCUUACAAUAAGAGCCCCUUGGGGUUGUGUGGGUCAUGGUGCAUUAUAUCAUUCUCAAAGCCCAGAAGCCUUUUUUGCCCAUUGUCCAGGACUAAAGAUUGUUAUUCCAAGAGGCCCUGUUGAAGCCAAAGGACUAUUGCUAUCAUGCAUAGAAGAUAAAAACCCUUGUAUAUUCUUUGAACCUAAAAUAUUGUAUAGAGCAGCAGUGGAGCAAGUCCCUGUGGAGCCAUACUACAUUCCACUUUCUCAAGCAGAAGUGCUGCAGAACGGAAGUGACGUUACAGUGGUGGCUUGGGGUACUCAGGUUCACGUAAUCAAAGAGGUAGCAGUUAUGGCUCAAGAAAAGCUUGGCGUAUCCUGUGAAAUAAUUGACCUGAAGACUAUUCUUCCUUGGGAUGCAGAGACUGUAUGCAAGUCAGUGGCAAAGACUGGACGAUUGCUGAUCAGCCAUGAAGCCCCUCUUACGGGAGGUUUUGCAUCUGAAAUUAGCUCUACUGUUCAGGAGGAGUGUUUUUUGAAUCUAGAGGCUCCUAUUUCAAGAGUGUGUGGUUAUGACACUCCAUUUGCUCACAUCUUUGAACCAUUCUAUAUCCCAGACAAGUGGAAAUGCUAUGAUGCCCUUCGGAAAAUGAUUAACUAUUGAUCAUGCAGGUAGGAAGAACAAGAAGAAAUUGCAUUAGCCAUUUACAGAGCUAUUAGCAUUAAACUCCAUUUGUUGUUGCAAGGGAAGAACUGUGAGAGAUUUUCUCAAAUGAGUUAUUCUGGAUAUUCAUCUUGGCUAUUCAUCAAACAAUUUCUGCCAGCUGUGGACUCAAGAAUGGGCAGGUGAUUGCUGUAAAAAGUUGGUUGUGAUUUCCCCCCCGCCCCUUAAUUUUGCAUGUAAUGAGACUGCUAAAAAUAUUUUAACAUAUAGUUAUGUCCCAGGUUGCACCCAGUAAAGAUACUGUAAUCAGGAGGCCUUUUGUUCUGUGUGUGUUGCCUUAAUCAAUAAGUCUAUAUUUACAGAAUUUCCACAACAGACCUAUUGUGUAUUUUAAACUAAAACUGGCAAUGAUUGUACACUUUAACAUAAAGACUCUGUUGUGUGAUCAGUGGCAUGAACUGUCAUUUUUUAAAAGCCGCAUGCCCUUAAGCUGAAAUUAUAAGAAAAACUGUGAUCUCAUUCCUAUCACAACAAAUAUUAAAUUGAUCAUAAUGCUGAAAGAAGUUGCCAGCUCAAAGCUUAUUUCGAAGGAGGGGAAGGCUAGUGUAACUGAUGAGGUCAUACAUGUAAUGAGUAUGUGGUUUACCUUGUAAUCCUUGAAGUGGCUGCCCACCCCGCUCUUCACUGACAUAUCAGAUGAAGGCCUAUUGCAGGUCUCUGCUGCAUGUACAUGGAGUGACUUAAAGGACUGUAGUCACCUAUGCUAUCUGUAGUUCUGAUGGUACAUACAUUGUUGUAUCAUCUAACUUUGUAAAAUGUGAUCCAUGAGUUAAUUGGAUUUGAGACCUGCAGUACAUGCAAUGCAGCUUUCAGGAUAUUCCACAAAGCAGAUACUGCUAUAGCAAUCCAGACUUAUAAAAAUGAAGAUUCACAAGGAUUGAAGACCAAUAGAGUGCAGAAGUUGUGAUCUGAUGCCAAUUAGAGCCUAAGUGAAGAGUAUCCUAGUAGAGUACUGUUUGGGGGGUGAGAAAUACUAGAAAAUUGAAAGGUGGUGUUUUUCAGCAAUUAUAGUCUGAAAUGUUAGAAGACAAUUACUCUUACUCCUAAUUUUUGCUGAUUAUGAUAGUAGUCAAGAAAUACAUUUGUUGUAGCCAAUUUUUGUAGUCUAGUCGUCCAGCCCACAAGAGGAUCAAAUCCAGCCAAACCUAGAGUCUAAUGGGAAAAUGGCUUAUACAAUGAAUGCAGUUUUGUAUAGCAAAGUUGUGAUAAUUUUUGGAAGGCACUAUGGAUUGCAUCCAAACCAUGUGUGCAUGGAAGGAAGCUUGCCCAUGGGAACUUACCCACCCACCCUUCCUCCUCCUCACAUCAUAGUGUACUUUCUCUUUGGGGGUGGAAUGAGGUGUUGGAGACCGUGGGAGGGGAAAAUCCACCAAAAUCAGGUGAAGACAUAUUCUGUGAGCAAUGCUCCAUUCAUGAAAGCUGCUCAGUUUUGGAAGAUUCCACCUCUCUCUGCACUUCAUUCCUCCAGAAGGUCUUCCCGAUGCACCGAAGAGUAUUUUGGGGAGAAGCAGAUGGAUGCAUGGGAAAGAAGGGUGGGGGGAUUUCCCUUGUAUGCGUUUGGUUCUACUUGCCCAGUGUUUGAAAUGCAUCCAUUUUGGGAAUGACUGUUGGUGGGAUGUACCAGUUAUUUGUAUACAGUUGGAAGUGCUCCCUCUGCUUCUGCUUUUCUACUACUGUAGGAGGUGGAGUAUGUCUCUCUCUCUCUUUCUUGUAAAUUAAAAAUUAUAGUAAAAUACUCUGCCUUCUUUUUCCUGUGGAAGGGUUUGUGGCCACAUAGGUUGUGGAUGUGUUUAACAGCAGUAUCUUUACUGGCAUUUAAAACUUUUACAAGUAUAACGGGAUUAAUUUUGUGAGUAAUACUAAAUUUGUAAUGUCUCUUCAUUAAAGUGUUUACUCGGAAUGCAGAGCAAAAAAUGUUAGUUUGUGCAUUUCAUAUAUAUUUCAAUUAAAAUGUGCACUUUUCUCUCAACUUUCUGAAGAAUUACAUGUUUACUUACUAACAUGGGCUUCUGCUGUAAAUAAUGUUCUAUAUUUUCCCUGCAUUUAAAAACAUGAAUAGAUCCUCAUGGAGUUGAUGCUGUCAAACUAUUUUCAAUUUCCAUGCUGCUCUCAAAACCUUGUCUAGAUGGCAGUGUGCACCUAUUCAACCUGUAUUUGCAGAUAAAUGCUUUUGAAAUGUGUUUGCCACACCAAACAAGAUACUUGUGGAAGUGAAAAAUGUACAUGGUUCUCACAAAAAUACUGCAUACCACAAUGAAAUCAGUCAGCAUAAGUCAUAAGGAAAAUAUAUCUUAUAACUAACAUAUACAUCUCUCAUAUCCCUAAAUACUUUUGAAGGGAAGAUUUUAAUGUAACAAAUAUAAUAUUUAUGUUAACCCUAUUUUAACAUUCAUUAUUAAAAUAAAAAAAAGUUUAUAUAUAA
Molecule: messenger RNA, 3606 nt
Organism: Hemicordylus capensis (graceful crag lizard)
Lineage: Eukaryota; Metazoa; Chordata; Lepidosauria; Squamata; Cordylidae
Gene: BCKDHB
Product: branched chain keto acid dehydrogenase E1 subunit beta
Exons: 11
Coding region: 156-1124 (322 amino acids)
Biological process (GO): branched-chain amino acid catabolic process; response to nutrient
Molecular function (GO): catalytic activity
Source: RefSeq, a predicted model, not a curated record